This is a messenger RNA of Paramecium primaurelia, 674 nucleotides long. Lineage: Eukaryota; Ciliophora; Oligohymenophorea; Peniculida; Parameciidae. The record is from the annotation of a GenBank genome assembly.
AUGAAUUGCACUUAUCAUAUCAAAAGUCCAAUAUCUUUGAUAUGUAUAGCUCCUCACAAGUGCUAAAGAAAACUUUGUGUAGAAUGCCAAUAUGAACAUGGAGUGGAUCUCAAAAAAACAGUUCCCAUUAAUAAAUUUCAAGAUAUGGCAAUGAAGAAAUUGAAAGACUCCAAGCUUGAUGAUACAUCUGAGUUAACCAAACAGAGAGUGGCCUUUAAAGCCUUGCUCACUCAAACAGAAUAAAUGAUGAAGAAAAUUUGGGAGGACUUGUCACAAUCAAUCAAAUAAGUUUACGAUUGGAUUGAAAAGGAAAACUAAUCAUACUUAAACCUCCUCAAUGAAAACACUAAUCUAGCUGAAUCCUCUUACACAGACUUAGAAAAAUUAGUCAACAUUGUAGAAGGAUCAAUUUUAAAUGAUUGGAAUGUUUCAAAGGAUUCUUAUAUGAAGGAGUUAGAUAAGACCAAGAGCUGGUGGGACCAACAUAUAAAGGCUUUUAUUGAGAAGUCUAACGAAGGAAUCCAAUAGAUCCAAUAAUUACUUAAGUAAGUAUUAUAUAUACUAUCUCUAGGGAGGAUGAAGAAGAAGUUUAUUAAAUGAAAGAAGAUCUUUAUGAGAUGCUAACCUACAUCCAGGAUAUAGAUGAAUCUCUCUAUUAGAAGAUUCUUGAUAUA